AUGGAUCCGUAUUCUUUCUGGGCGACCUUCUUCAUCAUUCUUGGAACUAUUCACUGGAGAGCCAGCACCGCGAAUCUUGCAGACUUGGCGUGCGUGGCACGGAACUUUUGGAAGAAUCGAUGUGCCGAUAGCCCAGAGGAAGCCCGCCUGGAGAAGGCCGUACGAGAAUUGCGAGAAAAGAACUAUGUUCUGGCAUGCCGCUUUUUGCAGCAUGCCAAUUUCGUUUCACUGAUGACCGCUCCUCUGGUGCACGGUUCAAAUCAACGAUCGUGUGCCCUCAUCAUGACGGCUUAUGCGAUUUCCUACACCAUGAACACUUGCAUAGCCAAGGGAGUUCUGGUGUUGGAGACUACCGGCCUGCGCAAGGUCGCUAGCUUCUACUACUCCGUGAUGUUUGCAAGUAUUUGGAUGCCACAGUCCGGUGUUUCCGAGAGGGCUUUCCUGCUCUUCCAGGUCAUGGGAAGCGUUUGCUAUGUUGAAAGUGCAGUUCAUGUUCCAGCUAGCCUUGCGCUCGUGCUCGGCAAGUUUUGCCACGUGUUCAUGGUUCACGGCACAGACUUGGACCUCGCGAACUUCCCUUUGGAUCAUGGUGCCUUUGCGAUGCUCAUCAUCGUCAUCUCGGUUGUGCUAGAGCGCACGCAGAGGGAUCGCGUGGCAAUUCAAUUCCGGAAUGCCGAUGCUGAGUCCAUGAUCUUUGGAUUCCGACAGAUGCUUCGAGGCAUCUGCGACGGUGAAGUGUUGCUGGACGAUGGUCUUCGCAUACAGGAAGGUGCCACCUUCCUGAACCGGCUCCUCUCUAGCAGCGAAUGCCUGGACAAGACGAUCUUCCAAGACCUUUUGGUACAG
This is a messenger RNA of Symbiodinium necroappetens, 846 nucleotides long. NCBI's taxonomy places the organism in Eukaryota, Dinophyceae, Suessiales, Symbiodiniaceae. The record is from the annotation of a GenBank genome assembly.